Neltuma alba is the source of this 924-nucleotide messenger RNA. RefSeq lists its product as uncharacterized. The transcript is spliced from 4 exons. The record is from RefSeq and is a predicted model, not a curated record. NCBI's taxonomy places the organism in Eukaryota, Viridiplantae, Streptophyta, Magnoliopsida, Fabales, Fabaceae. The coding region runs from base 1 to 924 and encodes 307 amino acids.
AUGAAAAAGAGAUUGGGUGAUUGUCAACUAAUUGAUUUGGGCUUUCAAGGUCCAAAAUUCACUUGGUGUAAUAAGAGAUUGGGUGCUAACCAUGUGAAAGAAAGAAUCGAUAGGGCACUGGCUAAUUCUGACUUCUGUGAUGAAUUCAUUAAUGUGGUUGUGUCUCAUAUUGAACCUGUGGGAUCUGACCAUCAUUUGCUAAAUGCUUUAAUCAAAUGGGAUAAAAAGAUCUUUCCUAAUGCUAGGAAACUAGUUGAUGAGUUGACUGCUCAACUGGAAAGGUGCAAUAGUAGGGUGAUGAAUGAAGAGAGCAAGAGAGAAGUAGAAAGUCUGAUUAAAGAAAUAGAAGAUGCCUGGGAUAGGGAGGAGAAAUAUUGGUGGCAGAGAUCUCGUGUAAAUUGCUGGUUGCGAAAUAUAGAAGUUGCUCUACAAUUUAUAGAGAAGAAGGUCUCUGCUGCUGAUAAUGAUUUGUUGGAAAGAGAAUUUUCGAUGGAAGAAAUCAAAAGUGCUGUUUUUCAGUUGAAUGGUGCUAAAGCACCAAGACCGGAUGGUUUCUCAAGAACCUUUUACCAAGCUGCAUGGGGGGUGGUUAGUGAGGAGGUUGUACAGAUGUGGGUCAAUUUAGACCAAUUGGUCUCUGACUUUGCUUACAAGAUUGUUUCUAAAAUUCUAGCUAAUAGAAUGAAAAUGCUGUUAUCCAGAAUUAUUUCAGAGCAUCAGAGGGCGUUUGUGGCUGGUAGACUGAUUCAGGAUAACAUUUUAAUUGCCCAUGAAGCUUUCCAGUACCUGAAGAACAAGAAGAAAGGGAAGAAAGUGGAGAUGGCAAUUAAAAUUGACAUGAAUAAGGCUUAUGACAAAUUAGAAUGGAAAUUUGUGGAAGAAGUCAUGAGAAGGCUUGGUUUUGGUGAAAGAUGGAUUGCUUAG